GGCUUUAAUUGGAACUCUUUUGGAAUUACUCCUACUUGUUUCUGAAUCCUAACCCAUCCCUUACAUCCAUCAUGAGGAACUCAUUCUUCAUAUUCUCUUCUCUGCUCCUGAGCUCUGUAUAUGAGGCAUGGGCACAAAUCCCACCAUGCGCUGCAAGCUGCCUGACCUCUCUCCCCGCCGGAUGUCAAUCCAGCGACAUCUCAUGCAUCUGUAAAGAUUCAUCCUUCUCCAUCGGAAUCUACUGCUGCGCCGUUCCGAGAUGCAGCCCCGGCGAUCUCGAAGCCGUGAGCACCUUCGCCGAAAGCCUCUGCUCAUCAGCCGGCGUCCCCGUCGUAUCCAAUCCAGUCUGCCCGGCUACGAAAGCUGCCAGUACCGCAGCCUCCAGCAGCACCGCGCAAUCCAGCAGCAGCACCGUCCAAGCAUCCUCAACCACCAGUUCCAAGCCCCUAUCCACCACUUCAACCCAAACCACAGUCACAAGACUCACAGCAAGUUCAGCAAGUACCACGAGUGUCCCCAGUUCCACAAGCGCGACGGCGUCCACGACGUCUACGCCGUCCGCCGCAGCCGCAGCGCGGAGCGGCCCAACAAUGCCGGGUCUGAGAGCUGGUGCGGCCAUUGCAGCGAUUGCGCUGUUUGCAGCUCUGUAGUACUAGCUGGCUGUUGAUGGGAGUCUGAGGAUAUAUAUCUGAACUAAGAUAGACAUAGAAGGCUUAUAUAAUGAAUAGAUUUGAUUGCUUCUUUCGUGG
Molecule: messenger RNA, 749 nt
Organism: Amorphotheca resinae ATCC 22711
Lineage: Eukaryota; Fungi; Ascomycota; Leotiomycetes; Helotiales; Amorphothecaceae
Exons: 4
Coding region: 72-650 (192 amino acids)
Source: RefSeq, a predicted model, not a curated record